This is a messenger RNA of Eupeodes corollae, 2495 nucleotides long. RefSeq lists its product as uncharacterized. Bases 156 to 2372 code for a protein of 738 amino acids. Gene Ontology annotation, cellular component: preribosome, small subunit precursor; nucleolus; 90S preribosome. Gene Ontology annotation, molecular function: RNA binding. The record is from RefSeq and is a predicted model, not a curated record. The transcript is spliced from 2 exons. NCBI's taxonomy places the organism in Eukaryota, Metazoa, Arthropoda, Insecta, Diptera, Syrphidae. Gene Ontology annotation, biological process: endonucleolytic cleavage in 5'-ETS of tricistronic rRNA transcript (SSU-rRNA, 5.8S rRNA, LSU-rRNA); ribosomal small subunit export from nucleus; endonucleolytic cleavage to generate mature 5'-end of SSU-rRNA from (SSU-rRNA, 5.8S rRNA, LSU-rRNA).
CUGACACUUUACAAGCAGCGUGGUUUUAUUUAUUUUCUUCUCUCCAGUGUAUUCUCCGGGUUGGUACAAAUAUUGUAUAUUUAUUAAAUAAAAAUCAAGCGUGCUUUUAACACUAAAUUGAUUUUGCUGAACAAAAUCAUAAAAAUAUACAAAAUAUGAGUUCUCAAACGGACAAGAAACCAUUUCAAAAAUUCUCCAAUGACGGUGGCAGAAAACCGUUCAACAAGUUCAAGAAAAGUGGCAAGAAAAACCAUAGUUUCAUGCAAAAUGCCAGAGGAUUUGGUAAGAAAGGUAACUAUGGUCGUGGCACACACAUCGAAGAAGAAGAAUUCACAUAUUUCUUGGGAAUUCUUGACACACAACAGCGUUCUCCACCCGAGUCAAGUGAUGAAAUGGUGGCCAUGGCCAACAAUGUCAUGGAGCAGACCAAGGAUAAGGAAAUUCACCUGUCGUCCAAUCAAGUUGUCUCCAAAACUCUCGAGAAUCUGCUGGGAUUUGCCGAUGCCGAGCAUCUAGAGCGAUACUUUGUGGUUUUUGGUGAAGGCCUGCGGCCAGUAUGCUCAGACGCAUAUUCUUCACAUGUUCUUCAGAAAAUGUUGGAAACAGCUUUUGUCCGAGCCGUUGGCGCUUCCGUGAAAAAGGAGAAGGAGGAGGAGAACACCAGGCCAAAGAGGUCCAGAGAUACAAUCACCGAACUGAAGUACAACACCACUCACAAAUUCACCAAGGAACACCGCACCAAGUGUUCAGAAUUCGUUGUGCGCAUCUGUAAGUUUCUGCUAAACAAUCUUGAAGAUUUUGUCACGGACCAAAAUGCCAGCUACCUCCUUCGUACUGCCAUUCUCACUCUCGCUGGUGUCCAUAUUCCCAAGACAAUUUUUCACAAAGGUAAAGUGGUCAAUAAUGCGGAGAAGUUCAAUGGCGACCAAAAUUGCCAUCGUCUGGGAGAAUUUAAACUCGACAAAACCGUAUUCAAAGUCCCUGACGAAUGGACCGAAGUCUUGAUGGAAUUCCCAGGAAGACUACAGUUGUGGCCUCAGUUCAAGGAAUUCCCCUACAAUAACAACACUUCUGUCCUGCUUCAAGUUAUCUGCAUUGCCCUACAUACAGCAAAUACGAAAGCUCUCGAUGAUUUCGGUAAGAAACUCAUAAAGGACACCUUCAUAAACGUGGAGGUUCCCAAAGUUCCUGAGGGAAACCCAUUUUACAAGAAUGAUAACCAUGGCGAUGAAGCUAACAACGGUGUCGAAGAGGAGGCAAAUGGCAAUGGAGAAGAAGUAAAAUCAGAGAAAAAUGUCAAAGAAGUGAAAAAUGAGGAGGAAGAAGGAGAAGAUGAUGAUGACAAAGAAAAACCUUCGGUGUUCAAAUCCGACAGUGCCACCCGGCUUUUGCAAGCUCUGAUAGCUGUUGCUUCCCCAAAGCUAUUGAAACAUAUCCACAAACUCUUCAAGGAUCGUCUGAUGCCUUUGAUAAACAGUAAGUUCGGUUAUUUCGCAGCUACGCGAUUGAUCAACUACGUAGCGGACAAGGAGGAGUUUGAAGCCAUUCUUGAUGAGCUCUCUCCGCAUUUCGAGAAGUUCCUGCAGACUAACAAAGCAAACUUGAUAGCUUCUCUCUCAGCCACAUGUCUGCGUCUGAAGACAAAGCAAGCAGCGCUUAUCACUGCUUUGCAAAACACCCUGCACUGCAAUGCAUCUUUGGGAGAGGAUCAUCCCAAAGCCUUCUUCACCUGCCUUGUCAAACUCAAGCCAUUCGAAGCUCUGUCCUACGAACAUAAGACAUACGUUGGCAUCUUCGGUUCGUUCAUCACUCAAGACAUCCUGCAAUUUAAUAAACCAAUUUUCUUGGUCAAUUCCAUUUUGGAGACACCAAUUAAGUUCUUAGUUGAAUUAUUCCAAAUAUCCAAUGGCAGUUACAUUGCAGACAAGUUCUUUACGAGUCCCACAAUUGGUGAGAAGUCUCGUGAGAAAUUCGUGAAGCUUUUCGAAGGAUUCUAUAUGGAUUUGGCAAUUACACAAUGUGGCUCCCGAGUAGUGGAACUUUUGAUGAAGACAUCAAAUGAUAAUCAGAAAGCAGCAAUUGCCAAGGAGCUCACAUCCAAGGAAAACAAAUUAAAGGGAUCAGUAUACGGAAGGAUUUUGUAUAAUGUGCUGAGAUUGGAGACCUUCAAGUUGAGUCCGGAACAGUGGAAGGCAUCGUGGUCAUGUAAAAAAGAAAUCCAACCAGUAGCAGACACAGAUGAUGAUAAGAAACAUAAAUCAGAGUCAAUGGAGACUAACACUACCGAGGAAGGAACAACAACUGAGACUGUGACGCCGUCUCCAAAGAAGGCCAAAAAGAACAAGAAGAAUAAGAAAAGAGUUGCGUCUUAAAUUAUUCUAUAGGUAGAUUUCCUGAUUUUGAUAUUAAGUUUUGUUUUUUAAUAAAAGUGGACCUAUGUAUAAUUGUAUAAAUUAUUUAGUGACAAAAUAGAUUCCUUAUAUAUUUGUUUUCUA